GCGUGGCCCUGGGGGCGGGCGGGGCCUUCUCUGGCCACGCCCCGUCCUGCCGGAGGCUUUGGGCGCUGCACCCGCACUUCGCCGCGCACCUGGGGUCUGCACCAGCCCUUCCGAGGUGAUCCAGAUGUGCGCACGCCCCAGCCGCACCUGCCGCCGGCCUGCCUCACCUGCGCUUUGUCCCCCAGAGCCGCGAUGGCCGUCCUCUCCAAGGAGUACGGGUUCGUGAUUCUCACCGGGGCCGCCAGCUUCAUGAUGGUCGCCCACCUGGCGGUCAACGUCGCCAAGGCGCGCAAGAAGUACAAGGUGGAGUACCCCACCAUGUACAGCUCGGACCCGGAGCACGGACACCUCUUCAACUGCAUCCAGCGAGCCCACCAGAACACGCUGGAAGUCUACCCUCCCUUCUUGUUCUUCCUGGCCGUGGGCGGCGUGUACCACCCGAGAGUAGCCUCGGGCCUGGGCCUGGCCUGGAUCGUCGGACGCGUCCUUUACGCCUACGGCUACUACACGGGAGAACCCAGCAAGCGGAGCAGGGGCGCCCUGGGCUCCAUCGCCCUCAUCGGCCUGAUGGGCAUGACCGUGUGCUCCGCCUUCCAGCACCUGGGCUGGGUGAAAGCCGGCGGCCUGGGCGGGGGGUCCAAGUGCUGCCACUAGGGGGCGUUGGGGGUGGGGGCGGGGCGGUCAACACGCUCCUCCGUUGUGAGUGACUGACUUUUAUUUCCAGUUCCUUUUUAUUUUCUAAAUAUAAUAAAGUUUAUCUGGCAUCAGCCUCGUACGUAA
Phyllostomus hastatus (greater spear-nosed bat) is the source of this 780-nucleotide messenger RNA. It is a transcript of the gene MGST3, whose product is annotated as microsomal glutathione S-transferase 3. Gene Ontology annotation, cellular component: nuclear envelope; membrane; endoplasmic reticulum. The coding region runs from base 193 to 654 and encodes 153 amino acids. The transcript has 6 exons. The record is from RefSeq and is a predicted model, not a curated record. Lineage: Eukaryota; Metazoa; Chordata; Mammalia; Chiroptera; Phyllostomidae. Gene Ontology annotation, molecular function: glutathione transferase activity; glutathione peroxidase activity.